CCCCGGAAGCACUACCUGAGGCGAUCCUGGCGAGGUUCCGAGUGCGGCGGCGCAGUCAGCACCAUGGCAGCCCGACUGGCUGGGAGCCGUUGGGCUGCCGGGCCUGUGGCUGUAGGUAGAGGCUCGCUGGUGUCCCGCCAGAGGUGGUCCGUACCCUCAGCAGACACGUUGUACGAUGUGGUGGUGUCGGGAGGAGGCCUGGUAGGCGCCGCCAUGGCCUGCGCCUUGGGACAUGACAUUCACUUUCGUGACAAGAAAAUCCUAUUGCUAGAAGCAGGUCCAAAGAAAGUACUGGAGAAAUUGUCAGAAACUUACAGCAACAGGGUCAGCUCUAUUUCCCCUGGCUCUGCAACGCUUCUCAGUAGUUUUGGUGCCUGGGACCACAUCUGCAAUAUGAGAUACAGAGGCUUUCGGCGAAUGCAGGUGUGGGAUGCCUGCUCAGAGGCCUUGAUAAUGUUUGAUAAGGAUAAUUUAGAUGACAUGGGCUAUAUUGUGGAGAAUGAUGUCAUCAUGCAUGCUCUCACUAAGCAGCUGGAGGCUGUGUCUGACCGAGUGACAGUUCUCUACAGGAGCAAAGCCGUUGGCUAUACCUGGCCUUGUCUGUUUCCUAUGGCAGACUCCAGCCCUUGGGUUCAUAUUACCCUAGGUGAUGGCAGCACCCUCCAGACCAAACUGUUGAUUGGUGCAGAUGGUCACAACUCAGGAGUCCGGCAGUCUGCUGGAAUCCAGAAUGUUAGCUGGAACUAUGACCAGUCUGCAGUUGUGGCUACUUUGCAUUUGUCGGAGGCCACAGAAAACAAUGUCGCAUGGCAGAGAUUUCUUCCCUCUGGGCCUAUCGCUGUGCUCCCGCUCUCAGACAGCUUGAGUUCCUUGGUUUGGUCCACAUCCCAUGAGCAUGCAGCAGAGCUGGUUAGCAUGGAUGAGGAAAAAUUUGUGGAUGCCAUUAACUCUGCCUUUUGGAGUGACAUCAACCACACAGACUUCAUCGACUCGGCAGGCACCUUGCUGCAAUAUGCUGUCGCCCUUCUGAAGCCCACCAGGGUCUCAGCUCGCCAGCUGCCCCCAAGCGUAGCCAAAGUGGACGCCAAAAGCCGAGUACUGUUUCCUCUUGGGUUGGGACAUGCUGCUGAGUAUGUGCGCCCUCGGGUGGCACUCAUUGGGGAUGCAGCCCACAGAGUCCAUCCACUAGCAGGACAAGGUGUCAACAUGGGCUUUGGGGAUAUCUCCAGCCUGGUCCAUCACCUCAGUACUGCAGCCUUCAAUGGGAAGGACUUAGGUUCCAUGAGCCACCUCACAAGUUAUGAAACAGAAAGACAGCGUCACAACACUGCUCUUCUGGCUGCAACAGACUUACUCAAAAGGCUCUACUCCACCAGCACCACUCCACUUGUGCUGCUCAGGACAUGGGGCUUGCAGGCCACAAAUGCAAUAUCUCCACUCAAGGCACAGAUUAUGGCAUUUGCAAGCAAAUGAGUGCUCCUCUUCCAGAGAUUAUGUUGAUGAAAAAAAGAACAUCUUUCCCCAAAACCAUCGCACAUAUUUUCAAGAUUUAGUUUAAUAAAUUUACUUUACAUUAGAA
Molecule: messenger RNA, 1579 nt
Organism: Carlito syrichta (Philippine tarsier)
Lineage: Eukaryota; Metazoa; Chordata; Mammalia; Primates; Tarsiidae
Gene: COQ6
Product: coenzyme Q6, monooxygenase
Exons: 12
Coding region: 64-1473 (469 amino acids)
Biological process (GO): ubiquinone biosynthetic process
Cellular component (GO): mitochondrion
Molecular function (GO): 2-octaprenyl-6-methoxyphenol hydroxylase activity; FAD binding; oxidoreductase activity, acting on paired donors, with incorporation or reduction of molecular oxygen, NAD(P)H as one donor, and incorporation of one atom of oxygen
Source: RefSeq, a predicted model, not a curated record